AUGCCCUCUGUUACAUUCACCAACGCCCAUUUUCAUGGUGUCGAUCAUCAACAAGAUGAUCCAAUGGUCAUCAUUAUUGAGCUUGAGAACUUCACGGUAAAGAAGACCACCUACCAAAAACUUCAACUCCCUGUUGCUGCUAUGGUCCCCUACGACGAACCCAUCUAUGACUUCUUUGGAGAGGUGUUAACUCGUGGAUAUAUUGAUCUCCACACCGUGUUUCGUGAAGGAUCUCAAACCAAAACCAUACCAAUCUAUUUCCUCGUUGUGGAGGCAUCUACAUCAUACAAUGUCCUCCUAGGACGCCCCUCCCUUAACACUCUCGGAACCGUUCUACCCGUUCUCCAAACCCACAGUAUCGAGCGCCAACCCGACUCUGGCAUAGCUCUAUCCGGCGAAGAUCUUGACCCCACAGUAGUAUGCGACUCGGGCAUCGAACCAGUAGAGGAGACUAGAAGCUUGGACCUCUUCAUUGGCCGCACCAUCAAACUCGGUGCAAGCCUGCAACAGGCACACUACGAUGUACUAACACCAACUUUAACCACCAACGCUGACUUAUUCGCUUGGUCAGCCGUAGACUUACCCGACGUCGAUCCUCAAGUAGCCAUCCAUAAGCUAUCAAUAUACAAAGAGGCCAAGUACAUCUCACAAAAGAAAAGGAAAUUGGGGGAAGAACGAUGGCUAGCAGCAAAAGUAGAGGCCGAAAAGUUGCUAGAUGCCAGAUUCAUCGCUAAAGCACACUACAGCACAUGGCUUUCCACCGUUGUCCUUGUCAAAAAAGCUAACGGUAAAUGA
Molecule: messenger RNA, 795 nt
Organism: Vigna unguiculata (cowpea)
Lineage: Eukaryota; Viridiplantae; Streptophyta; Magnoliopsida; Fabales; Fabaceae
Source: RefSeq, a predicted model, not a curated record